This is a messenger RNA of Durusdinium trenchii, 576 nucleotides long. NCBI's taxonomy places the organism in Eukaryota, Dinophyceae, Suessiales, Symbiodiniaceae. The record is from the annotation of a GenBank genome assembly.
AUGGCAUUGGAUGAGGGGGCGUACCUCGAGACGAGGCGUCCAUUUGUGAUGCGGCCAAAGCCGCCUACAAGCAUGUGGGACCAGGAGCCAGAUUGGCCUGUGAAGAGGAAGGGGCCCAAAGAAGGCAUGACGCCGCUGAUGUAUGCUGCUCAGAAUGGCUCUGUAUCAGCGGUGCACAUGCUUUUGCAGGCAAGAGCCAACGCUAUGGCGAAAGAUGAGGAUGGCAUGCGCCCCUUGCACUUCGCUGCUCAGUCCGCCUCUGAAGAAGAGGUGUGCAGAUUGUUAGUCAAAGGAGGGGCCGAUGUGUCUUCAAUCGAUGAUGAUGGCAAGCGGCCAGUGGAUUUUUUGCCUAGUGAUCAAGCGCUGGGGGGCCAGCGGCUGCACUGGGAGGAAUUGCUUGGGUCACCAUCUUCAGCACGUGUUGAGAUGCAGGCGCCAACGGGCCUAGGCGGAGUAUCGUCUUUGCGACAGCUCCAGGCGGCGACGGUUCUGGCUGCUGACACGGACAACAUGGAGGCUGAUCGAUUGUGGCUGACUGAUGAACCACUCCGGAAACCAGGUUUGGGACGUGCUUAG